AUGUCUCGCGAUCCGGCCGAUGCAAACAGUCGAAUGACAUAUGAACGUUUUCUUGAAUUUGAACGUUUAAUGAAAGGAUAUUCUUCAUCAAGAUUCCAACCUUAUAAUCCAGCACCAAUCGGUCUCUGUGCUUUUGCCUUAACAUUAUUUGUUUAUUCAAUGUACAUGGCUGGUGCAACUGUUCCUGUCUCAACUACACCUAGUAUGGCAAUGGGUCUUGCACUUUUCUAUGGUGGUUUGAUUCAAUUUCUUGCUGGUUUAUUUGAAUUGCGCAUAGGAAACAACUUUAAUGCACUUUUAUUUUGUUCUUAUGCUGGUUAUUGGUUUGGACUUGGUGCACUUUAUGCAAGUACAUUUAGCUUUGCUAGUGGCAUAACAGAUACAAGUGUACAAUAUAAAGCAUUAGGUGUUUUCUAUCUUGCAUGGACAAUAUUUACAUUAGUCAUGUUAAUUGCAUCGAUUCGAACAAAUAUAGUUUUAAUAGUAUUUUUCUUCUUUUUACUGCUAACUUAUAUUUUAUUUACAGCAAGUUACUUUUUAUUAUGGGAUCAAAAUUUAUCACGUGCAGGAGGAGCUAUUGGAAUAUUUACAGCAAUCAUUGCUUGGUAUGCAGGAUUUGCAAGCUUAAUGAAAAAAGGUGACAAUUCAUAUUUCGAUCUGCCAGUGUUCGGUUUAUCACCAAAAUCUGGAGCAGAUUCAACUGGAGAUUCGGCGGUUGAAGUUCGUGUACAAAAACCAUGA
Molecule: messenger RNA, 741 nt
Organism: Rotaria sp. Silwood2
Lineage: Eukaryota; Metazoa; Rotifera; Eurotatoria; Philodinida; Philodinidae
Source: the annotation of a GenBank genome assembly